Fusarium keratoplasticum is the source of this 639-nucleotide messenger RNA. RefSeq lists its product as uncharacterized. The transcript is spliced from 3 exons. Lineage: Eukaryota; Fungi; Ascomycota; Sordariomycetes; Hypocreales; Nectriaceae. The record is from RefSeq and is a predicted model, not a curated record. The coding region runs from base 1 to 639 and encodes 212 amino acids.
AUGAAACUUUCCUACGUCGUCUUCUUAUUAGCAGCCCUCUUUUCCAACGCCGAUAGGCUUGAAGCUCCUAUCGAAGGGUACGGAGUGGUAGUGCCGGAAUGGGAGGUUGAAGUGACACCAGGAGGGCCCACGACGGUAUUGAACGGGACGAUCGAGGAAGUGCAUGAUGAACUGCUCCAGUUGAAUCCCGACUGGGAUGAAGAGUACAUCGGAAACAGCACUGCCGAUGCUGGCGAAAUCAACGAGCGAGACGCUGGUUUCAGGCUCCUCGCUCGGACCGAUUUUAGCGAUGCUGCCUAUCGUUGCGGUGGCCGAUGGCCAAAGUGCCGAACCACCUUCAUCAGUCAAGGCAUCUACUAUCUCCGCAGCGUCAAGGGAAAGCCGCGAAACGGACCCGGGCCCGGCAAUUGCGGUCGAGUUAGCUGUUCUUUCAACUCUGCAAUUUGGUGGUGCAAUGAUAACGCUAAGCCAAAGACGCUGAACAGCUUUGGGAGCAUUGCAGACGGUGCUGCGUUUAUUGUCAAGAAAUGUUACAUCCCCGAUAGAGGACCACCUGUGCCAGGAAAGUGGAACAUGAUCUCUGGCCAGGCUUUUCACCAUACCAACUGGAAUGUGAUUGUUAGAAAGGAUAAGUGUUAG